Molecule: messenger RNA, 345 nt
Organism: Linum trigynum
Lineage: Eukaryota; Viridiplantae; Streptophyta; Magnoliopsida; Malpighiales; Linaceae
Source: the annotation of a GenBank genome assembly
AUGGCGGCGGCGGCGGCACCGCCGGAUGCGGUGGCGGUCGCGGAGGCGACGGUUGAGUUCUUCCGCCGAGCCGGUGAUGACCCAGAUCCAGUAGAGGGCAGCAAAUGCGAGGAGCCAUUUCCUCCAGUCAUGGUCAGGACUCGCCGGAACUCGUAUCGGCUACAGCGAGUGGUAAUGAUCACGGUUCUUUUGAAACGUCUGACGGCACAUCCUUUCAACUGCAUAUGGGAAAAUGUGUUCUCUGACACGUGGCAGUACGUGGAGGAUAAGACUAUCCCGAGGUGGGACACAGCCAGUUUGACGGCUGGGGGGAAUGGCACACGUGCUGGGCCGUUGGUUUGGUAA